AUGAGUUCAGUGACAUGGUCAACAAGUGCUGAGCAUGCCGAUGAGUUGCUUUCGUUACCCGCGCAGCAGUUUGUGGAUAUGCUCAAUGAAUUUUUGACUACGGAUAUUCAUCAAAAUUCUAUAACGAAUCAAUUUCUGUCAUUCACGGGACGUGCGUUACGUGAAAUAUUUUCUGUGACAGAGAAACGACAAGUCAUACUGCCGACUGUUUUAUCUGUAUUUGAAAAUACUCGUGCUGCAUUUCCAUUGGGUUUUGGACACACUCACAGCUACGUUGCCACGCGAGCUGCUUUGAUUGGUGAUGCGGCGCACCGCACACAUCCUUUGGCUGGCCAGGGAGUGAACUUGGGUUGGAAUGAUGUGGUAAUCCUGUUGCAGUGUCUCGAACAGUGUGUGACAGAUGGUGGCGAUCUAGGCUCAUUAACUUAUUUGGCUGAUUAUGACACGCAAGGGCAGCGACGGAAUGUGCCUGUGCAAGUGGCUUGUGAUUGGCUUAAUCGCCUUUAUUUGACAAGCAGCACACCUCUUAUUCUAACGCGCUCAUUUGGAUUGAAUUUGAUCGCUGAUUUGCAACUCUCUAUCAUUCCCGGUACCUCCGCUAUGUAG
Molecule: messenger RNA, 606 nt
Organism: Gongylonema pulchrum
Lineage: Eukaryota; Metazoa; Nematoda; Chromadorea; Rhabditida; Gongylonematidae
Source: the annotation of a GenBank genome assembly